Pygocentrus nattereri (red-bellied piranha) is the source of this 11242-nucleotide messenger RNA. RefSeq names its product E1A binding protein p300 b (gene ep300b). Gene Ontology annotation, biological process: positive regulation of transcription by RNA polymerase II. The record is from RefSeq and is a predicted model, not a curated record. Gene Ontology annotation, cellular component: histone acetyltransferase complex; nucleus; transcription regulator complex. NCBI's taxonomy places the organism in Eukaryota, Metazoa, Chordata, Actinopteri, Characiformes, Serrasalmidae. Gene Ontology annotation, molecular function: zinc ion binding; histone acetyltransferase activity; protein binding.
GCGAAGGAAGCAGCGGAGACCGAGGGGAGCGCGACGGCAGCACGGCGGAGAGGGGGAAAAACGGGGGAAAAACACACACACCCAAACCGAGAUAGGAGGGGAAAGAGCGGGCGAGAGAAGGAGGAAAAAGCCCUCUUGUGAAAGAAAGAAAAAAAUCAACGGGGGAGUGUUAAUGGAGAGGCGGAAGAGGGCAAUAGGCUUUAAACCGACGGGAGAGAGAAGCCUGCGAGUGCGAGAGAGAGGAGCGCAGCGCUGAGAGAGAUUUAUUUCACUCGCAGCCAGUUCGGUCACGAAAAGUGGAAAAAACCCUCGUCCUCGGUUCGGCGCGGAAGAACGAAGGAGCCGGUCGGUUUUUAAACGACAGCUGCGCGAAAAAAAAGUGAAGGAAAGAGGAGAGAAGAAGUGAGAGAGGGAGAAGAGGAAAAUGCAGGGGGGCUCAGAGCAUCACAAAGCCUGGGGAAGCUUUCAGAGCAGCCCUCGGUGCGAGGGGCUGGGAUGGGAGGCUGUGCUCUCUUAAUGCUCUCCUUGCAGCUGCGUUUCGUUUAUUGACAUUAUUCUCUGCUCUCUCUGCUUACCGGAGGAUUUUUUUUCCUCAUUUCUUACAUUGCGAGCUGGUUAGCUUGCUAGCUCCUUAUUCCUGUGGGCACACUUAUUAUUUAUUUUUUUUGCAAGCUACUUUUUCUGUUCAGUGAGCUGAAACACAGAUAUCAGAACUGAUACGAAAAAUCCAGCUGUCCACUCUGUAUUACUGUAGCCACAUUGCUCAGCUGUCCACAGAUAAUACUCUUGCAAGAAAGGUGGUGGGGGGAGGUCCGGUGCACAUCAAAAUCUGGACCUGACACUCGGUCGUCGGUCUUGAGCUGAAAUGAUUAUUUUGCACGCAUGAACUUUGGACGUUGUGUGCACGAGGACAAGUUUCAAGUGCAAAGGCGAUGGGCAGAGAUUUCUCGAUUCUGGCAAAGAUUGUAGUCAAGUCUCCGUGCAGUGGAUGAUAUUCACGGAUAGGGUGAAAUCUGCUGCAUGCAUACAUGCAAAAAUAUAGCCCUGCACGUUUUAUUGGUCACUUUGAUGCUUUGUCAAACACUACUACUAAAACCUUGAGCAGGAUUAGAGGAACACCCCUUACCGAGUGUUCAACUUGCAGUUUAGAAACAGAAAAAUCAGCAAAUCGAAGCGAAGGCUAGUAGAGGUCGCAGUCCGGGGGGGUGUUGAGUAGUAUUGUGCACGUCAUUUCCGAAGAAGCACAAAUGACUUGAUCUUGACUUGGUUGCGAGCAUUUCUGGAGGUUUGCAUGCAUUUCUUUAUGUGCACUUGAUAACAACCGUGCUCCCUUUGCACAUUUCCCAGCCAUCUAAGUGUUGUGUCUAGCUGGACAGAGUGGAAGGCUGCCUUGGAGAAAUUGCAGUGUUGAUGAGACGUUUGGGGGACCACAGUACAGAGCCCCCAAAAUCAGAGCAAAUCGUGAUGUUUGGAGGAAGCAACGCUGGCUGUUAUGGAAACCCAAUGCAAAUGGAGAAUUUCUGGAUCUUGGGCGUUUUCAUAACCAUUGCCUGAGGGAGAAAUUGAUAACCAAGAGAUUGUUUUGGCUUCCAGUUUACUGCUUAAUCUACCAUUUCAACUACAUCUCCAAUCUCCAGAGCCUCCACUUGGUCUCCAGCUAUGGCAGUGAAGAUGGAUCCAGCCUUGGAGGAGAGGUCACGGCACCAGGUCUCCGUCGCCCAUGAGGCUACAUGAGUCCACACAAAGCCCUUAAUGAACAGCUUCCAACAACGUUUCACUAUUCCCUUCGCCCAGAUUUCACUAAUACACCACCACAUCACUAAAUAUCACAAGAAGAGUGGAGAUUUCAGCCCUUAACCCAGAGCAGAAUCGAGGAGAAGAUAACGUUAACUUAUUUAUUUUCGGAUGAGACUUUUCCCUCCCACCGCCCCAGUAAGUUAAAGGGGGAGAGGAGUUCAGCUUAUCUGAUGACUUUUUAAAAAAGGGAAUAAAACUUGUAAAGACUCCCAGGACUUCGGAUAAGGGAAACUGUACUGUCCUCUGCGGGUAUCUAUGCUUUAAUAGUCAUUUGUGGAAGAAAAAUAUGGCCGAUAAUGUUUUGGACUCCGGCCCGUCUUCAGCCAAGAGGCCUAAGCUGUCUUCGCCGGCUCUCUCCUUAUCUGCGAGCGAUGGAAAUGAUUUUGGUUCACUCUUUGACCUGGAGCAUGACCUACCUGACGAGCUCAUUAACUCCUCUGACUUGGCGCUCCCUAAUGGAGGAGUGGACUUGGGCCAGCUUCCUUCAGGCAUGUCCAGCGGGGGUCAGUCAGCACUGGGUGGCCCGCUCCAGGAUGCAGCCGCCAAACACAAACAGCUUUCAGAGUUGCUAUGCUCUGGAGCCCCUGCUGCCCACUCUGCGGCUUCCGGCAGCCCUGGUAACGCAGCCUCUAUUGGGCUGAUGGGGGGCCUGAGUGGGUCCCCUGGACCUCAAGGUCUGGGGCACCCAGCUUCACAACAGCAGCAGCAGCAGCCGGGUAUGAUGGCACCUGGUGGCAUGGUGGCAGGCUUGAACAGGGGUAUGAUGGGUGGUCAGAAGGGUAACGGGCAAGCGCAAGGCAUGAUGGGAGGGCAGGUGAUGAAUGGGGCACCCAGGAUGGGUUACGCCAACGCAAAUGUUGGUGCAGCGAUGGCGGGUAAUGGCGGAGUGAUGGCUGACCCUCUACAGCAGCAGCAGCAGAUGGGGCAGACGUCACUCAGGCCCCAACAACCAGGACCAAUGAACAAGAUGAAUAUGAUGCCUGGUGCUGGUUCUGCCCCCUAUGUGGCUGGAUAUGGUCAGUGCGGGGGUCAGUCUCUUGCUCCUUCCCACCAGAACAAAGCAGCUCUCCCCAACAGCCUCACCCAGUUUAGCAUGGACAAGAAACCUCAACCUGGCCAGAACAUCCCGGGCCUCCCUGGUUCGGGUGUGGUGGGUGGUGUAUCUGGUCCGGGCGGUGCUGUAGCACCCCCUACAGCAGACCCAGAGAAGCGGAAACUGAUUCAGCAGCAGCUGGUGCUCCUGCUGCAUGCCCAUAAAUGCCAGCGGAGGGAGCAGGCCAAUGGUGAAGUUCGCCAGUGCAAUUUGCCCCACUGCAGGACCAUGAAGAAUGUUCUUAACCACAUGACCCAUUGCCAGGCUGGAAAGUCCUGCCAGGUUGCUCACUGUGCAUCCUCGAGGCAGAUCAUUUCUCACUGGAAGAACUGCACACGGCAUGAUUGUCCUGUCUGUCUGCCGCUGAAGAAUGCAGGAGACAAGAGGAACCAGCAGUCUCUGUUGGGUGGAGCUGGUAUGGCUCUAGGGGGGUCUAUAGGCGGUUCUGUCCCAGGUGGUGCCCCUGCUGCCCCCAGCCUGAACCCCCCAGGCCAGAUUGACCCGAGCUCCAUCGAGCGAGCUUAUGCCGCCCUUGGCCUCACCUACCAGGGCACACAGACGACCGGGCAGAACCCAAUACCACCCACCCCCACGCCUCCCGGGGUUGCGGGGCAGACAGGCAUGAGGCCACUUAACAGUGUGGGUGCCAACCCAAUGGGUGUUAAUGGCGGUGUUGGGGUUCAGGCCCAGAAUCAGCAGCCCAACCUCCUACCAGACAACCUACUACACCGAAGCAUCAACACACAUGGUCUGAUGAAUGAGGGAGCAGGAGUGGGGGCUUUGGGUUCUGUCCCUGUGGCCACACCUCCCUCCUCAGCGGGGGUUAGAAAAAGCUGGCAUGAAGACAUCACACAGGACCUUCGCAACCACCUCGUUCAUAAGCUUGUGCAGGCUAUCUUCCCCACUCCUGACCCUGCGGCUCUGAAGGACAGAAGGAUGGAGAACCUGGUGGCUUAUGCCCGAAAAGUAGAGGGAGACAUGUAUGAAUCCGCCAAUAGCAGGGCGGAGUACUAUCACCUGCUAGCAGAGAAAAUUUAUAAGAUCCAGAAGGAACUGGAGGAGAAGAGGAGGACGAGGCUGCAGAAACAAGGCAUUAUGGGGCAGUCAGGCAUGCCAACCAAUACACUACAGCAGCAGGGGCCACAGAAUGGCCCUCUGGCAGAUCCAUCCCUCGUUCGACCCGCUGGACCAAACCAGAUGGUCAGCAGAAUGCAGAAUCCUGCUGGUAUGAAUCAGUUUGCUCAAAUGGGAAUGCAAGGCAUGGCUCAAAGGGGGACACCUCCACUGCCCAUGGGUGCUAACCCAAAUCAGAUGAGUAUACAGGGAGCACCCCGAAUGGCUCAGCCCAACAUGGGUUCUCUGCAGUUCAUGCAGAACCAGAACCAGUUCCCUGGAGCUGGCUCUGGCCCAAUCCAGGGCAGCAUGGGACUGAAUCAGCCAGGGCCACAAGGACCACUGCCUCCGAUGUCCACUCCUCCAUUAUUGCCAGUCAGUAGUCCAGCCGUUCCGACUCCACCUGCUGUUCCGAGUUCUGGCCCACUGGGGCCUUCCCCCAACCUCCCGUCCUCCACACAACCCCCCAAUUCACACACACACUGUCCACAAACGCCUACUACACACACACAUGCUCCACCCCUGCAGCAAAAUACACCGUCUCCUGCUAGAAGCCUCACCCCCAACCCUCAUCAGACUCCGCCCCAGUUGCCUGGCAGCCACACGCCCCAGCCACACACACCAAACUCCGUCACCAUGGCCCCUCCUGCCCCGCAGCAGCAGCCAGAGAAAGUCAAUCAGAUGCAGCCGCAGACGCACGGAGGUGGAGCCUCGGGAGUUCCUCAGGUGGGGCUAGCGUCGUCUGUGCCUUCCCAGAAUGCUCUUGGGCUGAAUGCUCAUACUCCGCCAUCUCAGAAGUCAUCUCUGGAUGGGCAGGUAUCCACUCCAGCCUCGGUUAAUUUCCCUGACCCCCAGCUCACUUCUGUGGAAGGCCCGUCCUUGGCUGACCUCAAAACAGAGGUCAAACAAUCAGAGGAAGAGGAGGAGAACGAGACAGAGAGCAAAGCCUCAGCCACAGUGACGAAAAUGCAGGAGGAGAUGAAGACUGAGGAAAAACCGGAGGUGAGAGAAAACGAGAUUAAGAAGGAGGAGCCAUCUGGUGACGACUGUAAGGAGGAGCCCAUGGAGACGUCGUUAUCAGCGACGGGAGAAGAGAAGAAAUCGGAGAUGAAGACUGAACCCAAAGAGGAAGAGGAGAAACCAGCAACAACAAACAGCUCCACCACCAGUACACAGAGCAAGAAGAAAAUCUUUAAACCAGAGGAGGUCCGGCAGGCUCUGAUGCCCACUCUGGAGGCUCUGUACAGGCAGGACCCCGAGUCUCUGCCCUUCCGCCAGCCGGUGGACCCCCAGCUGCUGGGGAUACCUGUACGUAUUCGAACUAGUAACAAAACUAACCUGGACUAUUUUGACAUUGUAAAGAAUCCCAUGGAUCUUUCCACCAUAAAACGGAAGCUAGACACGGGGCAGUACCAGGAGCCGUGGCAGUACGUAGACGACGUCUGGCUCAUGUUCAAUAACGCCUGGCUCUACAACAGGAAGACCUCGCGUGUGUAUAAGUAUUGCUCAAAAUUGGCUGAAGUGUUUGAGCAGGAGAUUGACCCAGUCAUGCAGACUCUUGGCUAUUGCUGCGGAAGGAAGUUGGAGUUUUCUCCUCAAACUCUGUGCUGCUAUGGGAAACAACUAUGCACUAUCCCACGAGACGCUGCCUACUUCAGCUACCAAAACAGUUCACCCAAAUAUGGGCUUCUUGCUAACAGGUACCACUUCUGUGAGAAGUGUUUCAACGAAAUCCAGGGGGAGAACGUAUCCCUGGGCGACGAUCCGACACAGCCACAAACAUCCAUCAAUAAAGACCAGUUUCAGAAGAAGAGGAAUGAUACACUCGACCCUGAGCUAUUUGUGGAAUGUACUGAGUGUGGCCGUAAAAUGCAUCAAAUCUGUGUCCUGCACAACGAGACAAUAUGGCCAUUAGGCUUUGUGUGCGAAGGCUGUCUGAAGAUAUCCAAAAAGACGAGAAAGGAGAAUAAAUACACAGCCAAAAGGCUUCCUCAGACGAAACUGGGUAGCUUCCUGGAGACACGGGUAAAUGAGUUCCUGAAGCGGCAGAACCAUCCGGAAAGUGGCGAUGUCACCAUCCGGGUGGUGCACGUCUCUGACAAAAUGGUAGAGGUGAAGCCAGGCAUGAAGUCCAGGUUUGUGGACAGUGGUGAAAUGGCUGAGUCGUUUCCAUACCGAACAAAAGCACUGUUUGCAUUCGAGGACAUUGACGGAGCUGAUGUGUGCUUUUUUGGAAUGCACGUGCAAGAAUAUGGCUCAGAUUGCCCCCCACCUAAUCAGAGACGUGUGUAUAUAUCCUACCUGGACAGUGUGCACUUUUUCCAGCCACGUCAACUGAGGACUGGCGUUUAUCACGAGAUCCUCAUAGGUUACCUUGAGUAUGUUAAAAAACUGGGGUUCACCACUGGACAUAUCUGGGCAUGCCCACCCAGCGAAGGUGAUGAUUACAUCUUCCACUGUCAUCCUCCGGAGCAGAAGAUACCAAAACCCAAACGUCUGCAGGAGUGGUACAAGAAGAUGCUGGAUAAGGCUGUGGCUGAACGAAUUGUGCAUGACUACAAGGACAUUUUCAAGCAAGCCACUGAAGAUCGUUUGACUAGUGCAAAGGAACUGCCUUAUUUUGAGGGCGAUUUCUGGCCCAAUGUGCUGGAAGAGAGCAUUAAAGAGCUGGAGCAGGAAGAGGAGGAGAGGAAGAGAGAAGAGAAUAGCACCUCCAGCGAAAGUGUUGAUGCCACCACAGGCGAUAGCAAAAAUGCCAAGAAAAAGAACAACAAGAAAACGAGCAAGAACAAGAGCAGCUUAAGUCGAGCCAACAAGAAGAAACCAGGAAUGCCCAAUGUCUCCAACGACUUGUCCCAGAAACUGUAUGCUACCAUGGAGAAACACAAAGAGGUCUUUUUUGUCAUCCGUCUCAUUGCUGGCCCUGCUGCCAACUCCCUACCUCCUAUUGUGGAUCCAGAUCCCUUGAUGGCCUGUGACCUGAUGGACGGACGUGAUGCCUUCCUGACACUAGCACGUGACAAGCACCUGGAGUUCAGCUCUCUGCGAAGAGCCAAGUGGAGCUCCAUGUGUAUGCUGGUGGAACUGCACAACCAGAGCCAAGAUCGUUUUGUCUACACCUGCAAUGAAUGCAAACACCAUGUGGAGACACGCUUCCACUGCACUGUCUGUGAGGACUAUGACCUCUGCAUCACUUGCUACAACACUAAGGGUCAUGAGCACAAGAUGGAGAAGCUUGGUUUGGGUUUGGACGAUGAAAGCAACAACCAGGCUGCAGCGGCCACUCAGAAUCCUGGCGACUCACGUCGUCUCAGUAUCCAGCGCUGUAUCCAGUCCCUGGUACACGCCUGCCAGUGUCGCAAUGCCAACUGCUCUCUGCCAUCCUGCCAGAAGAUGAAGCGAGUGGUACAGCACACGAAGGGUUGCAAGCGCAAGACGAAUGGUGGCUGUCCUAUCUGCAAACAACUCAUUGCCUUGUGUUGCUACCACGCCAAGCACUGCCAGGAGAACAAAUGCCCUGUACCCUUCUGCCUCAACAUAAAGCACAAGCUCCGUCAGCAGCAGCUGCAACAUAGGCUCCAGCAAGCGCAGAUGCUGCGCAGGCGCAUGGCCACCAUGCAGAGGGCUGGGCAGCCUCCUUGUGGAGGUGGCCCACCUGGAGGUCUUCCAUCACCAGAUAAUGGUGCUACAGGCCGUAGCACACCAACAUCAAUGGGUACCCAACCUACCACGCCACAGACACCCACGCAGCAAAGUCUUACACCCCUCCCCCCACCUGGAAUAGGAGCUGUUCCAGGCACAAACCCUCAGCAACAACAGCAACAACAGAGUAACUUGCCUCCCCAGCUCCCUGUCCAUCAACAGUUUCAACAGUUGUCUGGUGCUCAGGGAAUGAUGACCUCGCCACAGCCACAGAUGGUUCCCCAGCAACAGGCAGGACAGUUGUCACAUCCCAGCAACUUGCCUCAGUAUGGCCCUCGACCUCCAGGCUCUUCUCCUCACUCACAGUCCCAGGGCAAACCAGGCCUUGGUCCUACAACCCCUCCACAGCAAUCUGGCAAUCCAGGAGCCGUGCCCGUUCCCCCACAAACGCAGCAGCAACCGCCUUCAGGUCCUCCUCCUGCCGCUGUGGAAAUUGCAAUGAAAAUCCAGCAAGUGGCAGAUGCCCAAAGGAAGAUGGCAAAAGUUCAAGGUCUCCUGCAAAGACAAGCCACUCAGGCCGGCAUGAUUCCACCACAUCCCCACCACCAACAACCCCAGGGGCAGAUGGGGAUGACUCAUACUGGGGUUGGCAUGGUAGGUGGGCCAGGGCUACCUCCACAGGCACAAGCUUCUGUUGCCAGGGCCCAAAUGGAGCAGCAGCAGCAGCCGCAGGGACCUCAGGGAAUGAUGGUGGGAACAGGCCCCAUGCAACAGCAGUCUGCGCCCCAAGCUAACAUGCAGGGUCAACUCCCUCCACAAGUGCAGCUGCAGCAAAGGGCCAAUCCUCAGCUUCAGCCUCCUCAGCAGCAGUGGACAGGACAGGGCAUGCCACCUCAACAGAGACCUCCAAUCAUGGGUCAACCUGGGAUGGUUGCAAUGCAGCAGCAAAUGCAGCAGUCACAACAACAGGCAGCCACACAACAGCAAAUGCCCAGUCGCAACGCCUUGAUGAAUAUGGUACAGGCAGGCCUGCAGGGCGGUGCUGCAGGGGGACCUGCGGGUGGGAGUCUCCCUCAAGGAGCCUUACAGGACCUUUUGCGAACUCUACGGUCGCCAAGUUCACCGCAGCAGCAACAGCAAGUCCUCCACAUUCUGCGCUCCAACCCACAGCUGAUGGCUGCAUUUAUAAAGCAGAGAGUUCACAAGUAUAAAGGUGGGGCCGGAGGCCCAGCUGGGCCUCAAGGAGUGCCAGGGGCCAUGAGUGGGCAGCCAGUUGGAGUCAGUGGAGGUGGGCCUCAGCCAAGCAUGCAUAUGGGACAGAGUAUGAACAUGCAAGCUCAACUGGCUCAACUCCAGCAGCAGCAGCAAAUGCAACAGCAGCAAAGGCCUAUGCUACAGCAACAGCAAGUUGCUGCAUUGCAGCAGCAGCAACAGCAAGGAAUGCCUGGGCAGGCACCUCCCAACAUGGCCAACAUGACUCCACAGUUCAGAGAGCUGCUAAUAAGGAGACAGCAACAGCAACUCCAGCUCCAACAGCAACAGCAGCAGAUGGGAAAUCAUGCUGCAUUCCAACAGCAGCAAGGCUAUAUGGGUCAGCAAGGAAACAUGCAGGUACCUCCAGUGAGCCAAGUGCCACCAGGGGCACAACCUGGGCAGCAGCAGCCCCAGCAACAGGGUUACCCAGGCAACCCUACUCAGCAACAGGCUGCAGCAGCCUUGCAGCAGAGACUGCAGCACCAACACCACUUGCAGAUGCAGCAGCAGCAGAAUGCAGGACUACAGGGGCCUGAUGGAGGCUCUGGUGCAGGUGGUCCACAGGCCCAGCCCACGCAGGGAAGGCCUCAGCCCCCCUCGUCCCCUGCACUAUUGCAGCAAGCCUUGCACCAGCGACUGCUUCAGCAGCAGCAACAGCACCUCGGUGGAGCUUCACCUGCACAGCAGAACAAUCCUAUGAGCCCGCAGCAACAACAGAUGUCACAGUCACCACACCUGCAGGGCCAACAGCAACUCUCCACAUCCCUCAGCAACCAGGUGCGUUCACCUCAGCCAUCGCCACGUCCGCAGUCACAGCCGCCACACUCCAGCCCGUCUCCACGCACCCAGCAGCCCCAGCCCUCGCCCCACCACAUUUCCCCCCAGACCCAGACAGGGUCACCACACCCCAGCCACCUUCAACAACACUUGCCAGGCAUGGCUCCGCCUCCUCCACCCCCACCACCUCCGCAGCAGCAGAAUGCUAUGGACCCUGGCGGAUUCGGUACAGAUCAGAACUCUAUGCUGCCACAACUGAGUGGCAUGGCAGGACUCCACACGACAGGAGCAAACGACAUGCUUUCCCCUAGUGGACAGGAUCUUGGUGUGAAUAUGACAUUAGACAUUAUGUAGUUAUGGAACUCAUGGACACUUGCCAGAGACAGUGUUAGCCUUUUUUAUAUUGCAGUGAUGAAUUAUUUAAUGUUUUGUCAGUAUGAACACAUUGAACUCUGACCUUCCUAUGGGAGAUACAGCAAUUAAUCAACAUAAACGUGUAUAAGAGGUGAAUGCUAAAUUAUGGCUUUUUUUCCCCCCAAAUUGUGUACAGAGAAAGGAUUAUUUCUCAGACUCAGAGAAUAUGAUGCAGGUAAUAUUUUUGGGGCUGGGUCUAGGGGAGUAUUUACCUUUUUUAAGAUAUAUUUUUAAGAUUUUAAAACUGUUAAAUUUAAAAGACCGAAUCAUUGAAUGCAAUGGGCUUUAUUUUCUAUAUAUACAUAUAUAUAUAUAUUUUUGCUCCAUGAACCAGUCUCUGUUACUAGUUUUACAGUGUGGAGUGUUACAAAUGUUAUUGAUUAUCAUUGUUUUUGUUAUUGUUAAAAUUAUUAAUUAUCCAAACAUCAUGCAUAUCUUCUUUGUCAAGUUUUUGGUUGUCUUGGUUUUGCAUUCUGUUAUUUAUUCCAGCGUUUUUUGGGGUUUUUAUUGCUCCUGGAGACUGCUACAAUUCAUAGAUUAUUUUUGUUAAUACCCGUCAAAAUGGGGAAGCCGUUCCUUUACAUCCACAGCAAGUUUAUAAGAUUGAGUAGAGUAAGAAUCAGUGUUUGGAGGAAAAGGUUUAGUGGUGCGUCCUGUUGGCCAGUGGUGGUGGGUUUUUUUUUUGUUUGUUUUUUAAUAAGUUGUGCCACUUUUGAAAUGCCUAGCCAUUCUGCCCGCAUGGGACAAACCUCCUGAAUGCACAUACCCCGUACAACCUGCUCCGCGAGUGUGUUUGCUUAUGAAUGUGUAUGGGUGCGUUUGGGUGUGCACACGCCAUGUGACACUUGCUGGGGAAAGGAGGUGUGUCUUCAUCAAAGUUUGUGUGUUGUCUGUUUAGCUGCUAUUCAUGCCAAGAUGAAUAGAUGAAUUUAGAGUUUAUCCAACAGAGAGAAUGCCACUGAUCUCGCUCUCUUCUCUCUCUCUUUUCUCUCUCUCUCUCGCUCCGUCCCCUCUGCCCUUGCUCCACUCUCAGAAAUGUCAUUGCUCUGAAAUUUGGGAGUUUAAUUUAAUUAUUUUUUACUGUACAAAGAAAACUCAAACUGUGGACUCCUUACCUUUUUUUUUUUAAUAAAAUGAAGAUAAAAUACGUCA